Molecule: messenger RNA, 2268 nt
Organism: Cimex lectularius (bed bug)
Lineage: Eukaryota; Metazoa; Arthropoda; Insecta; Hemiptera; Cimicidae
Exons: 11
Coding region: 514-2160 (548 amino acids)
Source: RefSeq, a predicted model, not a curated record
AAUCUGUUAAAAAUGAAAAAUUUUGUUCAAAAGGACUGUUUGCAGAAAAAUUUCUGUAGCUGUUAUUUUAUUUCAUCACAUUUCUAGAACGAGAUGUUUCAAAAUGCUUUGUAUUGCUCAAUGAUUGAACUCAUUUGAAUUUAUAAUAAAUUUUGUGAAAAAAAUUCUAACAUAAUAGCAGUAGUUAUCAAAUGAACCAUUUUGUAUUCAGUGGGAGUACAUAUUUUUAACUCGUAGCCAGCAGGCUUUCGUUUUAAUACUUCAACCGUAUUGGAAGUCCUAAUCAGUUGUUUGGUCAUUUCCUGUGGUCUUGUCCUGAUAAAGCCCAUACCCAUUUAGGGUGCAAACUUUAUUCGACAAAAUAUGUCAAGAGUAGGAAAGUUUAUGAUUUAAUUCGCUCUCGUUAAAAUAAGCUGCCAUUAUUCGUAUUUUGCACCUGUCGAAUUGCCCUAAUUCUAUGAAACACCUGCCACCUCCCUGCCUUAUCUAAGCUGACGUUGAAUUAGACAAAUAAUGGCACUGUGUUGUACUCGUUGUUUCGAGUUCUGUUUUGGAUGGAAGCAUCCAGAAUCGAGGGCUUACCCAAAACCUGAAGCUUUGGAAAACCAAGCUAUUAAAACAGUGAGGAGAAUAUCCAGUGUGGGUCAAACUGUAAUUGAUGAAAAUGGUGAAGAAAAAGAAAUACCGAGGCAUUCGAAUAUUCUUAAAUCUUUUAACGAUGUGCCUGUUCCUUGGACGAGCACUACUUUAUCCAUUCAACCAGAAUUUUUACAUAUAGGUGUCACAAAAGAAGAUGUGAUGAAUCGGAUCAAAGCUCUUCCUACGAUUGUGGAAAGCACACCAAAGCCUAAACAGAAAGGCUGGAGGAAAGCAUUGUCAAAGAAAGACAGUUACUCCCCACUUAAGGCAAAAGAUAAAUCGGACAGCAGUGUCCGUCUUUCACUUUUUGCCCCAGUCAGAAAUGUAAGCAAGUCAACUGAAGUGAUAAAUUCGAAAGAAAACCUGAAAAAGGAGGAAAACAAGGCUAAGACAUUAUCAUCUCUUAGAAGGGGCUCUUAUGGAAGCUCACCCAAUUUGUCUUCAGCUGAAGCCGUAUCUGAAAUCAGCACAUCUACAUCAAAUUUCACAUUGACCUCUCUAAGUUCAGACAAGUUUGAAAAUAAAUUACUACUUCCUUUAACGAAGCGCUGGCAACUUUCUCAGAGCAUGGAGGAUGUUAACAAAACUGAAACUGUUACUCCGGCAGAAUUAGCAAAAAGGUACGGCCUGGACAUUUCUCUUUACUCAGAGCCUUUGGACUACCCGUUGCUGAACCAAAAGUCUGUGGAAAUUAAAAAUUUGUAUAUAGCCAAGUCAGAGGGAGUGAUUGACAUGAUAGUUUCCUAUCAUGACUCUGAACAAUUGUUGACAGUAUUUAUUAAUCAGAUCAAAGGACUGUCUGGUGUUGGACCUUCAAGAGAGGCAUUUUCACCGAUGCUAAAACUUACAGUUCUUGGUGAAAAGAAACAAGUGAAAAACGAGAAAAAAAUUGCUCCCAAUUUGAACCCCAAUGUCAACCAAUAUUUUACAUUUUACGUUAAAGACAAAGAUUCUAAAACAUUACGAGUGUCCAUCUUCAAUUCAAAUUUCUCAGGAAGGAAUGAUGCAAUUGGUCAUGGGCUUUUGAACUUGAAAGGAAUUAAAGACGAACAGUCGAUUACACUGAAGAUCCAGAGACCUUCUUAUAUUGGGAAUUGUCCUGCAAUGCUUAGCAUGUCGUUUUGUUUCGAAGGGGGUGUAUUUCAUUUGACUUUGAACCAAAUUUUCAACCUUGCUUCAAAAUUCAAAAAGUACAAACUCCAAUCAAAAAUGUCGCAUUAUAGCAGCUCGAAAAAAAUCAAAGAAAAGGUGACCCCUCUGCCACCAAUUGAGGACGAAUCGAACGGCAUCCAUCUAAACCAUUAUAUGAAGUUCAAGAUCGACUCUUCGGGCCUGAGGCACGAUUACAUUCUCAUUUCGAUCAAGACGGUCGAACUGGCUAUUUUCAAGAAGAAUGAAAAGACAAUUGGACGCUUCUACUUAGGGCCUGGAUUUUACUACAAGGACAAUACCUUGACCCCUUGGGGCAGAGCAAUUCUCCAUGGGGAAAAAGUCAAUUAUAGUUUCAAAUUGUACUUGUGAUUAAAGUAUACUUCAUAUAAUAAUUCGGAAUUAUUUUGUUUUCAAACUGAAUUAUAUGCAGAUAUAUUUGAUUUGCUUUAAUAAUAUUAUUCUUUUAAUACAUAAUUU